AUGGGUAACACUAUUUCUAUAUUUGAACAUCCCCUGGUUUUAUGGUUGUGGGGUACUCAACCCCCACCCAGGAAUUCUACUAAAAAAGAAUUCAAAAAACAGCCAAAGAUCCAGCCUUGUACGGACAGGUAAGGGAAUAGCUGCUACAGCUAUCAUAAUAGAUAGGGUUAUUAAAAGAUGGUGGUCAGAGUAAGAUAGAGAUUGGAAUAAAGGAUGGUUUGUUAAUAGGCAUCAUCUCUAUAAAUAACAUAGCUUCCCUGUACAUUUAAUAGUUCCAUCUUGAAAUUAAUGGGAGUAAUAUAAGGGUUAAAAUCCAUAAUAUGUGAAUUGAAUUUUCAUCUGUUAAGAAGAGUACCUAUCAGAUAAGCUAAAAUAAGCAAACCAAUGAAUGUGUGUGGCGUAGUCCAUUUGUAGUGAUAAAAUGUGAAAUAAAAUAAGCAGGCAUGAUAAACAGGGGUGCAAAAAAAAAAAAAAAGAAGUUAAAUAUAUAGGAAUUAAUAAAGGUGUUUUGAGACCCUGAUCAGACAGCACCAUCCUGGGAUGAAAUGCAGGAUGAUAUUAAUUUGAGCAAUCAAAGUUAAUUAGUUAACCACACAAAUAAUAAUAAUGCAUAAUAUAUAAUGGCUUCUUUUACCAUCUCCUAAACACACUCUGUUAUUCCAGAAAUAGAAUUUCAAAUGUAUGAAAUAUUAAAAUUCAUUAAAUCACUUAUUCUUUCCUAAAUAGGCUUAAAGCUGAGCCCCAGACAUUACCCCAGGUAUCACCUAGUCUGGAUGUUUGUCCAGAUCCUGAGAAGGGUAAGAAAUGGGAGCCAUGGAAGCAGAAAGGUGGGCUUGUGGAAGAAACUCGAAAAAUGUACCAACACGGCAGAAAGAGUCUUUGCUUUCCCCCUUCUGUUACAUCUAAAUUUGCAGAGCUUGAUGAAAGGUAAAUACUGUAUUAUCACAUUAAUCAAUGGGGGGAAAUCUUGUGCUUAUUUUCUGUUGUUGAUGUUUUGUUUUAACAAAUUCACAUGUUGACCUCUAUACUGGUGUGAGAAUUAGCCUGACCAUUUUGUUUGUGUUUUUCUUCAAAAGCUUUAGACGUACCUUUGUCAGCUAUGGAAUAGAACAUAAGAUUCCCAAAGUACCAUACUAUAUUCGGGUGACUCCAACAAAAACCAACAAACUGAAGACGUCUGCUCGGCUACCUAGGUAAGUGUAUCAUGAGACACAGAAUGAUUGACCACAAUGCUAUUAGGACAUCCAAAUGAAACUGCAGUGUCCUCAGUAAGCUAAUACCCUGGCUCUCUCACUGGCUGUCUGUGUACACAGAAAACCAAUGAGAGAAGAACCACAGAUAGAGAAAGAUGUCAAUGCUCUUUCCGAACCAUCACAAAUCAGUGGGGAGUACUACGGCAACGUAACUUACUAAGCAUUAGCUAAAUUCCAUAAGGAAUACAUUUCAAAAUAUACAGAAGCUUUUAUGGUACAAAAUAAACUACUGAAAUUGCGGUAACCAGAAUCGAAUAUAUGAAACAUAAAUGAUCUGAUUGUGUCACUUUAAGCUCUCACAAGUCUAGAGGACAUUCUUUGUCAUACGUCUAUGGAGAGGUAAGUGGACAGCGGCUGCAGGUAUCCUAUUAGAUAGGGUUAUUAGAAGAUGUAGGUCAGAGAUGGGUCACAAUAUGACUCAAAUAAUAAUGACUUCUUUUAUAAUAUCCUAAACACACUCAGUUAUUCCAGAAACAAAACAUCCAAUGUGUGAAAUAUGAAACUUCACUAAUCACUUUUUUCUUUCCUAAAUAGGCUACCUCUUAAAGCUGAGCCCCAGAUAUUGCCCCAGGUAUCACCUAAUCUGGAUGUUUGUCUAGAUCCUGAGAAGGGUAAGAAAUGGGAGCCAUCAAAACAGAAAGGUGGGCUUGUGGAAGAAAUUCUAAAAAGUUACCAACAAGGCAUAGAGAGACUUCACUUUCCCCCUUCUGUUACAUCUAAAUUUGCAGAGCUUGAUGAAAGGUAAAUACUGUAUUAUCAAAUUAAUCAAUGGGGGGAAUCUUGUGCAUUUUUCGAUUGUUGAUAUUUUGUUUUAACAAAUUUACAUUUUAACCUCUAUGAUGGGUGAUAUAAGAAUUUUACUGACCAUUUUGUGUUUUUCUUUAAAACCUUUAGACAUACCUAUGUCAGCUUUGGAAAACAGGAUAAGAUUCCUGAAGUACCAUACUCUAUUCGGGUAACUCCAAUAAAAACCAACAAACUAAAGACGUGUGCUCGGCUACCUAGGUAAGUGUAUCAUGAGACACAGAAUAACUGACCAUAAUGCUAUUAGGACAUCCAAAUGAAACUGCAGUGUCCUCAGUAAGCCAAUUCCCUGGUUACCUCACUGGCUGGCUGUGUACACAGAAAACCAAUGAGAGAAAAAAACACAGACAGAGAAAUAUGCCAAUUCUCUUUCUGAACCAACAUCACAAAUCAGUGGGGAGUGCUACAGCAACGUAACUUACUAAGCAUUACCUAAUUUCCAUAAGGAAUACAUUUCAAAAUAAAAAGAAGCUUUUAUGGUACGAAUAAACUACUGAAAUUGUUGUAACCAGAAUUGAAUAUAUGAGACAAAUGAUCUGAUAGUGUCACUAUAAGCUGUCAGAAGUCUAGAGGAUAUUCUUUGUCAUACGUCUACGGCAGGGGUGAGGAACCUUCGGCCCUCCAGAUGUUCUGCACUACAUCUCCAUUGAUGCUUUGCCAGUAUUAUGGUUGUAAGAACAUUAAAGGGGAGAUGGAGUCCAAAACAUCUGGAGGUACAAAGGAUUUCCACCCCUCGUCUGCGGAGAGGUAAGUGGACAGCGUCUGCAGGUAUCAUAUUAGAUGGGGUUAUUAGAAGAUGGAGGUCAGAGUUUAAUAGAGAUUAGAAUAAAGGAUGGUGUGUUCAUGGGCAUUACCUCUAUAAAUAACAUAGCUUUCCUGUAGAUUUAAUAGCUUCAUCAAAUGUGUGAAAUAUGAAAGUACACUAAUCACUUUUUCAUUCUUAAAUAGGCUACCUGUUAAAGCUGAGCCCCAGAUAUUGCCCCAGAUAUCACCUAAUCUGGAUGUUUGUCCAGAUCCUGAUAAGGGCAAGAAAGGGGAGCCAUUGAAACAGAAUGGUGGGUUUGUGGAAGAAAUUCUAAAAAGUUGCCAGCAAGGCACAAAGAGACUUUGCUUUCCCCCUUCUGAUACAUCUAAAUUUGCAGAACUUGAUGAAAGGUAAAUCAUGUAUUAUCACAUUAAUCAAGGGGGGUGGUGGAAGGGGGAGAUUUUGUGCUUUUUUCUAUUGUUGUUUGUUUUAACAAACAGAUUUUAACCUCUUUGCUGAGUGCUGUAAUAAUUAGCCUGACAUUUUUGUUUUCUUUAUGUUUUUCUUAGACAUAAUAACUAUGUCAGAUAUGGAAAAGAGAAGGAGAAGAUUCCCGAAGUACCAUACUAUAUUCGGGUGACUCCAACAAAAACCAACAAACUAAUGACAAAUGCUCGGCCACCUAGGUAAGUGUAUUAUGAAACACAGAAUGGAAGACCCUAUACAUAAACAUAUACAAAUAAAACUGCAGUGUCCUCAGUACAUCAAUACCCGGGUUCUCUCACUGGCUGUCUGUGUACAAAGAAAACCAAUGAGAGAAGAACCACAGAGCAAGUUGUCAAUGCUGUAUCUGAACCAACAUCACAAAUCAGUGGGGAGUUCUACGGCAACAUGACUUACCAGGCAUUACCUAAUUUCCAUAAGAUAUGCAUUUUUAAAUAAACAGAAGCUUUUAUAGUACGAAUAAACUACUGAAAUUUCUGUAACCAGAAUCAAAUAUAUGAGACAAAUGAUCUGUUAGUGUCACUAUAAGCUGUCACAAGUCUAGAGGAUAUUCAUUGUCAUACGUCUACGACAGGGGUGGGGACUACAUCUCCAUUGAUGCUUUGCCAGUAUUAUGGCUGUAAGAGCAUUAUAGGAGAUGCAGUCCAAAACAUCUGGAGAUUAUGAAGGCUCCCCACCACUGGUCUACGGAGAGGUAAGUGGACAGUGGCUGCAGGCAUCAUAUUAGAUAGGGUUAUUAGAAGAUGGAGGUUUGAGUUCGAUAAAAAUUAGAAUAAAGGAUGGUUUGCUCAUGGGCAUCACCUCUAUAAAUAACAUAGCUUUCCUUUAGAUGUAAUAGUUUCAUCUUAAAAUGAAUGGGAGUAAUAUACGGGUUAAAGUACUUAAAAUAUUAAUGAAUUUUAUCUUUUAGUUAUUUUUACAACAGACAAGAUAAAAAAUGAACUAAAAAAUGAAUGUGUGUAGCCUAGCCCAUUUGUAGUGAUUGAAAUUAAAUAAGCAGGCAUGGUAUACUGGGGUGGAAAAAAAUAAAUAAAAUAUAUAGGAAUUAAAAAAGGUAUUUGAGGCCCUAAUCAGACAGCACCAACAGGGAUGAAAUGCAGGAUGAAAUUAGUCCAGACAUUUCAUAGGUUUUACAAAUCAAAUUGAAUUAUUUAACCAUUACAAUACGACCCAAAUAAUAAUAAAGUAUAAUAUAUAAUGGCUUCUUUAAUCAUCUCCUAAACACAGAUAUUCCAAAAAUAUACCAUCCAAUGUGUGAAAUAUGAAACUUCACUAAUCACUUUUUCUUUCCUAAAUAGGCUACCUCUUAAAGCUGAGCCCCAGAUAUUGCCCCAGAUAUCACCUAAUCUGGAUGUUUGUCCAGAUCCUGUAAAGGGUAAGAAAUGGGAGCCAUGGAAACAGAAUGGUGGGUUUGUGGAAGAAAUUCUACACAAUUUCCAACAAGGCACAAAGAGACUUUGCCUUUCCCCUUCUGAUAUAUCUAAAUUUGCAGAGCAUGAUGGAAGGUAAAUACUGUAUUAUCACAUUAAUCAAAAGGGGGGUGGUGAGGAGUGGGGGGUGGGUGGGAGGGGGAUUGUUGAUGUUUGUUUUAACAAAAUGAGAUUUAACCUCUAUGCUGGGUGCUGUAAUAAUUAGCCGGACCUUUGUUUUUUUGUGUGUUUUUCUUCAAAAGCUUUAGACAUAACAUUAAUGUCAGAUAUGGAAAAGAGGAGAAGAUUCCCGAAGUAGCAUGCUAUAUUCGGGUGACUCCAACAAAAACCAACAAACUAAUGACACGUGGUCAGCCACCUAGGUAAGUGUAUUAUGAAACACAGAAUGAUUGACCAUAUAUACAUACAUAUAUACAAAUAAAACUGCAGUGUCCUCAGUAAGCCAAUACCCUGGUUCUCUCACUGGCUGCCUGUGUACACAGAAAACCAAUGAGAGAAGAACCACAGAUAGAGAAACAUGUCACUGCUCUUUCUGAACCAACAUCACAAAUCACUGGGAAGUACUACGGCAAUGUAACUUACUAAGGAUGACCUAAUUUCCAUAAUGAAUGCUUUGUAAAAUAAACAGAAGCUUUUAUGGUACAAAAUAAACUACUGAAAUUGCUGUAACCAGAAUGUUUUAUAUGAAAUAUAAAUGAUCUAAUAGUGUCACUAUAGUUGUGCGAUAACUGAUAAAUACAAAGUGAUAGGUUGGCUGACAGACCAAAGUGAGAGGAUAGCUGAAGAGGAAUAAGAUAAGUGACAAAAUGGGCUGAUGGAUGGAAAGGGAGGAAAGGAUAGAAUUGUUACAAUUGUAUUUUGACUUUUCCUAUUUAAUUGCAGGGACCCAUUCCGUUUUACUAAAGUAAAGCCUACAUUACUUCCAAGACAAAACAUAGCAACUGAAAAGGCUGCAAGUGUCCCAGAAAAGGAAGUAGUCAAAAAAGGACCAGAAAAUGAAAAAGAUUCUGCUGAGUAUUAUAAACAGAAUACUAUUAUACAGCCUGAACCUGUCACAAGUCUAGAAGAUAUUCCUUGUCCUUUGCUGCAGUCUAUGUCUCUAGAGCCUACAGCUGUUGUCACAUGUUUAGAAAACAACAAUUCUCUAGAAUGCCCUGUUUGCACUAUCGAACCUCAUACAAAUAGAUUGACAGAGGAUAUGCCAGUGAACCUUAGUCAUCCACAGUCCACUUUCAAUUCAUCUAACCCUACAAAUCAAGAUUCACAGAACCCAGUCACAGGUUAUUGUCAUUUGCUGCAGUCUAUGUCUCUAGAACCUACAGAGGUUGUCCUGUGUUUAGAAGACAACAAUUCUCUCGAGUGCCCUUUUCGUACUAUCGAACCUCAUACAAGUGAAUUGACAGAUGAGUUGACUGUAAACCUUGAUCAGCCACAGUCCACAUUAAGUUGUCCAUCUGAGCCUACAAAUAUAGAUUCUCAGGACCCAGUCACAGUUGGUCCUUCACUGCAGUCUAUGUCCCUAAAGGCUACAGAGGUUGUCACAUGUUUAGACGACAACAUUUCUCUAGAGUGCCAUGUUUGUGCAAUCGAACCUCAUAUUCUGCCACAGUCCACUUCAGGUUGUCAUCCUGAGCCUUCUAAUCUAGAUUCUCUGGAGACUGUCACAGUUCAGGAACAGAGUAUUCUUCUUGAUGUCCAGGUUUGUCCUGCUAAACCACAAACUAAUGAAAUGUUAGAGGAGCUGCCAGUAAACUCUGCCACUGUGAUUUAUCCCUCUGAGAUGACUUUGGAUUCCCCCACUGUUAAGCAUGAGGAGUUGUUUCUAAUUAAGCAAGAGGGCACCCUUGAGCAGAAGCAAAUUGAGAUAGAGAAUAAUCAGCCUGCAUCAUAUAGGAGCCUGAGCAGUGACCCUAAAAAACAAGGAUUGCCAGAAACAGAAGAAAAAGAACAACCUGGUAAGGCUGAUGUGGUUCCAAAGCCAAUUACAGAAAGCCAAGACCUUGCAGUACCUUCACUCCAAGAUAAGUUGGAUAUCAAAGCAAAGGUAGAAAGGGUAUCCUACGACAGGAAUUUCUUACUCCAGUUCAAAUCGAUCACGGAGGAACCAAAGGACUUUUCUGAAAUCUGUAAAAUCCACCAAGGCAUGGUUAUUAGACCUCACCUUCGGCCAGUGGAUCCAUCACAAUUAACUCGCAGAAAUUGGACACCUCAAUCUGCAAAUUCCUGCUACCCUUCUAAGGGUAAUCGCAGAUUGCCACCGGGAAUCCAUCAAAUGAGGUCUCCGCAAGCUCCUGUUAAAGAACGUCGACGAAUCCUUGAACUAAAUGAGAAUGUGAAACUGCAAAAAUGUGAAAAAGCUUGGAGACCUCCCAUGAAAAGGGCAACCGAAGAUCCCAGUAGAGUCAAGGCUGAAGAACUGUUUCGGAAAGUUCGCGGUAUCCUGAAUAAGAUAACUCCUCAGACAUUCGAGCACUUAAUUCACCAGGUAAAGGACCUCUCUGUAGACACAGAGCAUCAGCUUAAAGGAGUCGCAGAACUCAUAUUUGAAAAAGCAGUAGCAGAGCCUCAUUUUGCAGUUAUAUAUGCAAACAUGUGUAACUGGCUAAUGAGGCUUGAGGUCCCAACUGAAGAAAAUUGUGAAGUGUGCAUUACAUUCCGCAGGCUGCUGAUAAGGCUCUGCCAGGUGGAGUUUGAGACACGUGAAAAAGGUGGUGAAAGAAUUGAAGAACUUCAGAAGGAACUGGACGCAACUAUAUCACCUAAUGAAAAGGCUCGAAUAAAGGAAGAAUUGAGUGAUGCCUGUAAAAGAGCACGCAGGCGAUCCCUUGGAAACAUCAAAUUUAUUGGAGAGCUAUUUAAAUUAAAGUUGCUCUCAGAAGCCACCAUAAAAGACUGCCUUAUUAAGCUACUAAAUAAGAACACCGAGGAGUCCAUGGAGUGCAUCUGCCAGUUGUUGACAUCAGUUGGAAAACACCUUGAAAAUGGACAGCCUGGCAUGGACAAUUAUUUCCACAAGCUUAAUAUCUUUAUUAAAAACAAGACCUCUUCUAGGAUUAGAUUUUUGGUGCAGGAUGUGCUGGACCUGAGGAAAAAUAACUGGGUACCGCGACACAAACCUGAGGGGCCAAAAACAAUUGACCAAAUUCAUAAAGAGUCAGAACAGGAAUCCAAAAAAAAAGUGCAGUAA
Molecule: messenger RNA, 7923 nt
Organism: Pelobates cultripes (western spadefoot toad)
Lineage: Eukaryota; Metazoa; Chordata; Amphibia; Anura; Pelobatidae
Source: the annotation of a GenBank genome assembly